GGAACGGGGAAGUGACUCUGCCUCUGUAUUUGGCACUGAUGAUGCCACACCUGGAGUGCUGUGCUCUCAGUUCCAGGGCACCGAGGGGCUGCAGCGGGUGCAGAGUAACUAUGGGAGGGCAGCACCGCCGGGCAGACGGGUGUUGUCAGACUGGGGGUUCUGUGUGCGAGCCUUCUCCGCAGGGAAACCCGGAGGGGUGUUCCGUGUCGGCGGCUGAGAGCGGGGCCGGGAGCGGAGCAGGGACGGCGGCCGGGAAUGGGGCGGGAAACGAGGCCGGAAGCAGGAGCGGUGAUGGGUAUCGCGAUCGGGGCAGGGAUCCGAUCCGCUGCCUCCGCCGGGCCCCCAGAGGGCGCUGCCCGGUGCCCGUGAGGCCCCGCGGGCGGCGGUUCCGGCGGGUCCGGUCGCGGCCUCCCCACGUGUGCCGAGAGCGCGGGGCUCCCGCUGCCGCUGCCGCGAUGUCGGUGCCGGCUGCUGCCAGCAACCUGCCCAUGCGGCUGCUCCGCAGGAAGAUCCACAAGCGCAACCUGAAGCUGCGGCAGCGCAACCUGAAGCUGCGGGCGGCCCAGGGGACAGUGCCCUCGCCGAACGAGGCGGCUUCUCAGGGACCCCCGGAGGAGGAGGAGGUGGAGGAAGCGGCGGUGACACAGGAGGAUGCAGCGGCCGAGGAGGGCGCGGAGCCUGCGGACGGAGCCGGACCCCGCAGCGGGGAAAAGAAGAAAAAGAAGAAGAAAAAGAGAAAAGCGGUGGCCAACGGAGGAGAUGAAAUAGAAACCAAAAAAGCAAAAACUAAAGAAGAUGAAGCUGCAGAGAUAGAAGAUGGAGAUAAACAGGACUCUGGAGGGAAAGAAGUGGAAGAGGAGGAGGAUGAAGUGCCCAGUUUGCCACUAGGUGUAACAGGUGCUUUUGAAGACAAUUCCUUUGCUUCCCUGGCUGGUUCUGUCAGUGAGAAUACAUUGAAAGGCAUAAAUGACAUGGGCUUUACACACAUGACUGAAAUUCAACAUAAAAGUAUUAAGCCUCUUCUGGAAGGCAGGGAUAUUUUAGCAGCUGCAAAAACAGGCAGUGGAAAAACACUUGCGUUUCUCAUUCCUGCAGUAGAGCUCAUCUACAAGCUGAAAUUCAUGCCUAGGAAUGGAACAGGUGUUAUUAUUCUUUCUCCUACCCGAGAGCUGGCCAUGCAAACCUACGGAGUUCUUAAGGAACUUAUGAAUCAUCACGUUCAUACCUAUGGUCUGAUAAUGGGGGGUAGUAACAGAUCAGCAGAAGCACAGAAGCUUGGAAAUGGAAUCAACAUCAUUGUAGCCACACCAGGAAGAUUGCUGGAUCAUAUGCAGAACACUCCAGGUUUCAUGUACAAGAACUUGCAGUGUUUGGUAAUUGAUGAGGCAGAUCGAAUCUUGGAGGUUGGAUUUGAAGAAGAAAUGAAACAGAUCAUAAAACUUUUACCAAAGCGCAGACAGACAAUGCUUUUCUCUGCCACACAAACCAGAAAGGUGGAAGACCUAGCCAAGAUCUCUCUGAAGAAAGAGCCACUGUAUGUUGGGGUUGAUGAUAACAAGGAGACAGCAACUGUAGAUGGUCUGGAGCAGGGUUAUGUGGUCUGUCCAUCUGAAAAAAGAUUCCUUUUGCUCUUCACAUUCCUCAAGAAGAAUAGGAAGAAGAAACUGAUGGUAUUUUUUUCUUCAUGUAUGUCAGUGAAGUACCACUAUGAAUUACUCAACUACAUUGAUCUGCCUGUUUUGGCCAUUCAUGGCAAGCAGAAGCAGACCAAACGUACUACAACGUUUUUCCAGUUCUGUAAUGCAGAGUCUGGGAUACUGCUGUGCACUGAUGUGGCUGCCAGAGGACUGGACAUUCCUGAGGUUGACUGGAUUGUCCAGUAUGACCCUCCAGAUGAUCCAAAGGAAUAUAUCCAUCGUGUUGGUAGGACUGCCAGAGGAAUAAACGGUAGAGGACAUGCUCUGCUCAUCUUAAGACCAGAAGAACUGGGCUUCCUUCGUUACCUCAAACAAGCCAGGGUACCACUAAGUGAAUUUGAGUUUUCUUGGUCAAAAAUCUCAGACAUCCAGUCUCAGCUGGAAAAACUGAUAGAGAAGAACUACUUCCUUCACAAGUCAGCCCAGGAGGCUUACAAAGCUUACAUCAGAGCUUAUGACUCCCAUUCUCUGAAGCAGAUCUAUGAUGUCAAUAAUUUGGAUCUUCCCAAAGUCUGCCUUUCGUUUGGUUUUAAAGUUCCUCCAUUUGUUGACCUCAAUGUGAACAGCAACCAUGGCAGAAGACUACAGAAGAGAGGUGGAGGUGGGGGAUUUGGCUAUCAGAAAUCAAAGAACGUCCACAAAGCAAAAAUCUUCAAACACAUCAGCAAGAAAUCUGACAAUCGGCAGUUUUCUCGUUAAUUCUGGCCAAUAAAAUGCCUUGGAGUAGCCUACCUUGAUCAAAGCCAUCUGGCAGUUACUUCUAAUUUAAACAGCUCCUUUCCCAUUUUUAGGUCUCUUUAAGGAUUUCUUUCUUUUCUGGAAACAUCACCUUUUUCACUUCAGGAAGAGUCUUCAGAGCUGUGGCUAAAGGAGAAUAUGGCCAGGGAAUUUUGCCAUACUGGUUGUAAGGAAGAAGAUUAUUUUAAUUACCUGAAGUCAAUACUACAGAGAUUUUUAUUAAAGAAAGAGAGAAUACCUUUAGGUUUUAUAGAAGAAUUUGCUUUACAUUUACCCUUCUUUGUAUGCAUACCUCUGAAAAUUGUUAGAGUGGACAACAUAAGGACGUUGUGAGAUAAAAAAAGGUUUUGCUCACAUGAAUCAUUGCAAGGGAUUUUAAUGCUACAGAGCUCUGCUUUGGCCAUCAAAUAUGCUGAAGAAUAUAAGAAGAUUCCUUUAGAACUGAACCAUGGAUGAAUAAUUAAGGCUGUAUGAGCUUGUGAAUAAUUUCAGACAUGGUAUCCAUAUAACAAGUACAGUGUCCAAAAUAAAACAAAUAUCUUACAUCA
This is a messenger RNA of Haemorhous mexicanus (house finch), 2983 nucleotides long. RefSeq names its product DEAD-box helicase 18 (gene DDX18). NCBI's taxonomy places the organism in Eukaryota, Metazoa, Chordata, Aves, Passeriformes, Fringillidae. The coding region runs from base 39 to 2396 and encodes 785 amino acids. The record is from RefSeq and is a predicted model, not a curated record. Gene Ontology annotation, biological process: maturation of LSU-rRNA from tricistronic rRNA transcript (SSU-rRNA, 5.8S rRNA, LSU-rRNA). Gene Ontology annotation, cellular component: nucleolus. Gene Ontology annotation, molecular function: ATP binding; RNA helicase activity; nucleic acid binding. The transcript has 15 exons.